Messenger RNA from Chelonoidis abingdonii (Abingdon island giant tortoise), 1267 nucleotides. RefSeq names its product potassium voltage-gated channel interacting protein 2 (gene KCNIP2). Gene Ontology annotation, biological process: regulation of potassium ion transmembrane transport. NCBI's taxonomy places the organism in Eukaryota, Metazoa, Chordata, Testudines, Testudinidae. The record is from RefSeq and is a predicted model, not a curated record. Gene Ontology annotation, molecular function: potassium channel regulator activity; calcium ion binding. Gene Ontology annotation, cellular component: voltage-gated potassium channel complex.
GCUCCGUCCCAGCCCCGCGGCGGACCCGGCAGGAUGCGGAGCCAGGGCAGGAAGGAGAGUCUGGCCGAGUCCAGGGACCUGGACGGCUCCUACGACCAGCUGACGGGUAACCCACCCGGCCAAACCAAAAAAGCCCUGAAGCAGCGACUCCUCAAACUGCUGCCCUGCUGCGGGCCCCAAUCCAUCCCCUCAGUCAGCGAAAACAGCGUGGAGGACGAGUUCGAACUCUCCACUGUUUGCCAUCGCCCCGAGGGGCUGGAGCAGCUGCAGGAACAGACCAAGUUCAGCCGCAAGGAGCUGCAGGUCCUGUACCGGGGCUUCAAGAACGAGUGCCCGACUGGCCUCGUUAACGAAGAGAACUUCAAACAGAUCUACUCCCAGUUCUUCCCGCAGGGAGACUCCGGCAUGUACGCUGCUUUCCUCUUCAACGCGUUCGACACCGACCAUGACGGCUCGAUCAGCUUCGAGGACUUUGUGGCCGGCUUGUCCGUGAUUCUCCGAGGCACCAUAGACGACCGGCUCAGCUGGGCCUUCAACCUCUAUGACCUGAACAAAGACGGCUGCAUCACCAAAGAGGAAAUGCUGGACAUCAUGAAAUCCAUCUACGACAUGAUGGGCAAAUACACGUACCCGGCCAUGCGGGAGGAGGCCCCCCGGGAGCACGUAGAGAACUUUUUCCAGAAGAUGGACCGGAAUAAGGACGGGGUGGUCACAAUCGAGGAGUUCAUAGAGUCGUGUCAGAAGGAUGAGAACAUCAUGAGAUCCAUGCAGCUCUUCGACAACGUGAUCUAGCCUCUGCCAGCCCCGCCACCGGGCCAAGCUCCUGCUUCUCUCUCGUCUCUUCCUCUGAGACCCUCCCAUCCUGGGUGUGCAGCCCCCCUGAAACAGGCUUGACGGCGCUGCAGGGGAAGGAUUUUAGCUCCAGGAGACACGGUGGCGGCACCUAUGAUGAAGGGACCUUCCCUUGCCCUGGGCUAGCUGUGGCUCCACCUGCCAUGGGGACGUGCUCCUGGGGGCAGAGCAUAGGCACAGCCUGGCAGAAGGCAAGCACUGUCCUGGGGCACCUGGGGCCAAACGGACCUUCCUACGCCCAGAGCUGCCUGGCUCCGGACAGCACCCACCCCGUCCUGCUAGGCAUCCACCGUGCAGCAAGCAGCUCCCACACCCUGGUUCCCAGGGAACCCCACUCUGGAGGAUUCAGAGCUGGCUCCUUCCCUCCCUCGUCUCUGGCCCCAGCUCCAGGAUGCCAUCCAGCGGGGGGGGAGUU